This is a messenger RNA of Pecten maximus, 2000 nucleotides long. Its product is annotated as ribonuclease P protein subunit p14-like. Gene Ontology annotation, biological process: tRNA 5'-leader removal. The transcript has 7 exons. The record is from RefSeq and is a predicted model, not a curated record. Bases 134 to 508 code for a protein of 124 amino acids. NCBI's taxonomy places the organism in Eukaryota, Metazoa, Mollusca, Bivalvia, Pectinida, Pectinidae. Gene Ontology annotation, cellular component: ribonuclease P complex.
CGUUUUACGUCAAUGUAUCCUCAUUGCAGAGUGGGAAGAGCGUCUGUAGGAGCCAGAAGUUGCAAUUUCGAUGUACAACAACACGCUAUGCAAAUGUACACAUUAUUUUCAUUAGCUGAUUAUUGAAGCCAGGAUGACCACAUACAAGCGGAUUGUUACCAAAGGACCUUUGCCUCACUGUUACAUGAAACUUAAAUUAGAGUUUGAAGAUCCAUCUGUGAACAAGUUCCUGACCAUUAACGCAUCUACGCUGAAGCAUGCUAUUGUCACCUCCAUGAAAGGAAUGUUUGGAGAGCUGGGCAGUACUGAGAACAUAGACAUAUUGAAGUUUGAUGAGGAGAACUAUGAAGCCGUUGUCAGGGUGAGACACAGUUUCUUUGUGAAGGUGUGGAGUUCCCUUUGUCUGUGUGGAUCCUUCAGUGGAUACACCUGUGCCUUCCGAGUGAGUCAGGUCUCUGCUCAUUUGAUGGGCCUUGCCUGUAACAGCCGAGAGGACUUUGUGACAUGACUACAAUGAACAAUGCUAUGUGAUUGGGUUAUCUCCCUUUGGUUGAUGUGGGAAUGGGAUUAUAUCCUCUACAUUGUUGAGAUAUUCUGGAUUCUGACACACAAGGACAGUGAGAGUAAGGUAAUCUGUUAGAGGUCUCAGAACAGUGAGAGUAAGGUAAUCUGUUAGAGGUCUCAGGACAGUGAGAGUAAGGUAAUCUGUUAGAGGUCUCAGGACAGUGAGAGUAAGGUAAUAUGUUAGAGGUCUCAGGACAGUGAGAGUAAGGUAAUCUGUUAGAGGUCUCAGGACAGUGAGAGUAAGGUAAUCUGUUAGAGGUCUCAGGACAGUGAGAGUAAGGUAAUCUGUUAGAGGUCUCAGGACAGUGAGAGUAAGGUAAUCUGUUAGAGGUCUCAGGACAGUGAGAGUAAGGUAUUCUGUUAGAGGUCUCAGGACAGUGAGAGUAAGGUAAUCUGUUAGAGGUCUCAGGACAGUGAGAGUAAGGUAAUCUGUUAGAGGUCUCAGGACAGUGAGAGUAAGGUAAUCUGUUAGAGGUCUCAGGACAGUGAGAGAAAGGUAAUCUGUUAGAAGUCUCAGGACAGUGAGAGUAAGGCAAUCUGUUAGAGGUCUCAGGACAGUGAGAGUAAGGUAAUCUGUUAGAGGUCUCAGGACAGUGAGAGUAAGGUGAUCUGUUAGAGCUCUCGGGACAGUGAGAGUAAGGUAAUCUGUUAGAGGUCUCAGGACAGUGAGAGUAAGGUAAUCUGUUAGAGGUCUCAGGACAGUGAGAGUAAGGUAAUCUGUUAGAGGUCUCAGGACAGUGAGAGUAAGGUAAUCUGUUCAGAGGUCUCAGGACAGUGAGAGUAAGGUAAUCUGUUAAAGGUCUCAGGACAGUGAGAGUAAGGUAAUCUGUUAGAGGUCUCAGGACAGUGAGAGUAAGGUAAUCUGUUCAGAGGUCUCAGGACAGUGAGAGUAAGGUAAUCUGUUAGAGGUCUCAGGACAGUGAGAGUAAGGUAAUCUGUUAGAGGUCUCAGGACAGUAAGAGUAAGGUAAUCUGGUAGAGGUCUCAGGACAGUGAGAGUAAGGUAAUCUGUUAGAGGUCUCAGGACAGUGAGAGUAAGGCAAUCUGUUAGAGGUCUCAGUAUGCUAUGUGUUAUUAACCUGGAAAAUAACUUCUGUUCACAAACCAUUGUGGUGGUUUAAGGUUUCAGAAGAUCAUUGACAGAAGAGAGAUCACUAACAAGAUUAGAGCUGGUCAUUAAUGUUUGGAUUACAUAGAUCAAAACAUGGUCGAAACCGAGACCAAUCUGAAGUGCAGUGGAUGAAACGAACAUGUCAGAUUAGGAUGUUUAUAUGUGUUGAAGACUUGAGAUGCUCCACAAAACUGAAACUGAUUGGAACUGCAAGUGAAGAUCUGACUUGACCAAUAUCUACAUACAUGUGAAGUAUGUUAGAGGCCCAAUUGUCAGUUGAAAUUGAUUAAUAAAAUCAUAUUUAAGAAAGAGACAAUUAUAAGAAA